AUUGUAACUACUGUCUUACAGAUUGACUUGAUGCAAAACAUCACAAAGGCUCCAUAUUAUACAGUAUGCGAUUUUUGAGAACUGAUAGUGCAUCAGCCGACCCAGAUAAUUUAAAAUAUUCUUCAUCCAGAGAUAGGGGUGGUUCUACCUCUUAUGGACUGCAAUCUUCGAAUUCAACUGUGGUGUCUCGCCAAAGGCACGAUGAUACCAGAGUCCACGCUGACAUACAGAAUGACGAAAAGGGUGGCUACAGUGUCAAUGGAGGAUCUGGGGAAAAUACUUAUGGUCGGAAGUCGUUGGGGCAAGAGCUGAGGGUUAAUAAUGUGACCAGCCCUGAGUUCACCAGUGUUCAGCAUGGCAGUCGUGCAUUAGCCACCAAAGACAUGAGGAAAUCACAGGAGCGAUCGAUGUCUUAUUCUGAUGAGUCUCGACUGUCGAAUCUUCUUCGGAGGAUCACCCGGGAAGAUGACAGAGACCGAAGACUGGCUACUGUAAAGCAGUUGAAAGAAUUUAUUCAGCAACCAGAAAAUAAGCUGGUACUAGUAAAACAGUUGGAUAAUAUCUUGGCAGCUGUUCAUGAUGUGCUUAAUGAAAGUAGCAAAUUGCUUCAGGAGUUGAGACAGGAAGGAGCUUGCUGUCUUGGCCUUCUUUGUGCUUCUCUGAGCUAUGAGGCUGAGAAGAUCUUCAAGUGGAUUUUUAGCAAAUUUAGCUCAUCUGCAAAAGAUGAAGUUAAACUCCUCUACUUAUGUGCCACCUACAAAGCACUAGAGACUGUAGGAGAGAAGAAAGCCUUUUCAUCUGUAAUGCAGCUUGUAAUGACCAGCCUGCAGUCCAUUCUUGAAAAUGUGGAUACACCAGAAUUACUUUGCAAAUGUGUUAAGUGCAUUCUUUUGGUGGCUCGAUGUUACCCUCAUAUUUUCAGCACUAAUUUUAGGGAUACAGUUGAUAUAUUAGUUGGAUGGCAUAUAGAUCAUACUCAGAAACCUUCACUCACACAGCAGGUGUCUGGGUGGUUGCAGAGUUUGGAGCCAUUUUGGGUAGCUGAUCUUGCAUUUUCUACCACUCUUCUUGGUCAGUUUCUGGAAGACAUGGAGGCAUAUGCCGAGGACCUCAGCCAUGUGGCCUCUGGGGAAUCAGUGGAUGAAGAUGUUCCUCCUCCAUCAGUGUCAUUACCAAAGCUGGCAGCACUUCUCCGGGUAUUUAGCACUGUGGUGAGGAGCAUCGGGGAACGCUUCAGCCCAAUUCGGGGGCCUCCAAUCACUGAAGCAUAUGUAACAGAUGUUCUGUACAGAGUAAUGAGAUGUGUGACGGCUGCAAACCAAGUGUUUUUUUCUGAGGCUGUGUUGACAGCUGCUAAUGAGUGUGUUGGUGUUUUGCUCGGCAGCUUGGAUCCUAGCAUGACUAUACAUUGUGACAUGGUCAUUACAUAUGGAUUAGACCAACUGGAGAACUGCCAGACUUGUGGUACCGAUUAUAUCAUCUCAGUCUUGAAUUUACUCACAUUGAUUGUUGAACAGAUAAAUACCAAACUACCAUCAUCAUUUGUAGAAAAACUGUUUAUACCGUCAUCUAAAUUGCUAUUUUUGCGUUAUCAUAAAGAGAAAGAGGUUGUUGCUGUAGCCCAUGCUGUUUACCAAGCAGUGCUCAGCUUGAAGAAUAUUCCUGUUUUGGAGACUGCUUAUAAGUUAAUUUUGGGUGAAAUGACUUGUGCCCUAAAUAAUCUGCUACAUAGCCUACAACUUCCUGAUGCUUGUUCUGAAAUAAAACAUGAGGCUUUUAAGAAUCAUGUGUUCAAUGUGGACAAUGCAAAAUUCAUAGUUAUAUUUGAUCUCAGUGCUCUGACUACAAUUGGAAAUGCCAAAAAUUCACUAAUUGGGAUGUGGGCACUAUCUCCAACUGUCUUCGCACUUUUGAGUAAGAAUCUGAUGAUUGUGCAUGGUGACCUGGCUGUUCACUUCCCUGCCAUUCAGUAUGCUGUGCUCUACACGUUGUACUCUCAUUGUACCAGGCAUGAUCACUUUAUAUCUAGUAGUCUUAGUUCUUCAUCCCCUUCUUUGUUUGAUGGAGCUGUGAUUAGUACAGUAACUACAGCUACAAAGAAACAUUUUUCAAUUAUAUUAAAUCUUCUGGGAAUAUUGCUUAAGAAAGAUAACCUUAACCAGGAUACGAGGAAACUGUUAAUGACUUGGGCUCUGGAAGUAGCUGUGUUAAUGAAGAAGUCUGAAACAUAUGCACCUUUAUUCUCUCUUCCAUCUUUUCAUAAAUUUUGCAAAGGCCUUUUAGCCAACACCCUCGUUGAAGAUGUGAAUAUCUGUCUGCAAGCGUGCAGCAGUCUACAUGCUUUGUCCUCUUCCUUGCCAGAUGACCUUUUACAGAGGUGUGUUGAUGUUUGCCGUGUUCAACUUGUCCAUAGUGGAACUCGUAUUCGUCAAGCGUUUGGAAAGCUGUUGAAAUCAAUUCCUUUGGAUGUUGUCCUAAGCAAUAACAAUCACACAGAAAUUCAAGAAAUUUCCUUAGCAUUAAGAAGUCAUAUGAGUAAAGCACCAAGUAAUACAUUCCACCCACAAGAUUUCUCUGAUGUUAUUAGUUUUAUUUUAUAUGGGAACUCUCACAGAACAGGGAAGGACAAUUGGUUAGAAAGAUUGUUCUAUAGCUGCCAGAGACUGGAUAAGCGUGACCAAUCAACAAUUCCCCGCAAUCUUCUAAAGACAGAUGCCGUCCUUUGGCAAUGGGCUAUCUGGGAAGCAGCACAAUUCACUGUCCUUUCUAAGUUGAGAACCCCACUGGGCAGAGCUCAAGAUACCUUCCAGACAAUUGAAGGUAUCAUUAGAAGUCUUGCAGCUCACACAUUAAAUCCUGAUCAAGACGUUAGUCAGUGGACAACUGCAGAUAAUGACGAAGGCCACGGUAGCAACCAGCUUAGGCUUGUUCUUCUUCUGCAGUAUCUGGAAAACUUGGAGAAAUUAAUGUAUAAUGCAUAUGAGGGAUGUGCUAAUGCAUUAACGUCGCCUCCUAAGGUCAUAAGGACUUUUUUCUAUACCAAUCGCCAAACUUGCCAAGACUGGCUGACUCGGAUCCGACUGUCUAUCAUGAGAGUUGGGUUGUUGGCAGGUCAGCCUGCUGUGACAGUGAGGCAUGGCUUUGACUUGCUUACAGAAGUGAAGACAAAUCUCUCUCAGGGAAAUGAAUUGGAAGUAACGAUUAUGAUGGUAGUAGAAGCACUAUGUGAACUUCAUUGUCCUGAAGCUAUCCAGGGAAUUGCUGUCUGGUCAUCAUCUGUCGUUGGGAAAAAUCUUCUCUGGAUUAACUCAGUGGCCCAACAGGCUGAAGGAAGGUUUGAAAAGGCCUCUGUGGAGUACCAGGAGCAUCUGUGUGCCAUGACAGGUGUUGAUUGCUGCAUCUCCAGCUUUGACAAAUCUGUCCUCACAUUAGCCAAUUCUGGACGUAACAGUGCCAGUCCCAAACAUUCUGUGAAUGGUGAAUCCAGAAAAACUGUGUUGUCUAAGCCAACUGACUCUUCCCCUGAAGUUAUAAAUUACUUAGGAAAUAAAACCUGUGAGUGCUACAUUUCGAUUGCUGAUUGGGCGGCUGUACAGGAAUGGCAGAAUGCUAUCCACGACUUGAAAAAGAGUACCAGUAGUACUUCCCUCAACCUAAAAGCUGACUUCAAUUACAUCAAAUCCCUAAGCAGUUUUGAGUCUGGAGAAUUUGUUGAAUGUACUGAGCAAUUGGAAUUGUUACCAGGAGAAAAUAUCAAUCUACUUGCCGGAGGAUCAAAAGAAAAAAUAGAUAUGAAAAAACUGCUUCCUAAUAUGUUAAGUCCAGAUCCCAGGGAACUUCAGAAAUCCAUUGAAGUCCAGUUGUUGAGAAGUUCUGUGUGCUUGGCAACAGCUUUAAACCAUAUAGAACAAGAUCAAAAGUGGCAGUCUAUAACUGAAAAUGUAGUAAAAUAUUUGAAGCAAACCUCUCGCAUAGCUAUUGGACCACUGAGACUUUCUACUUUAACAGUUUCACAGUCUUUGCCAGUUCUCAGUACCUUACAGCUGUAUUGCUCAUCUGCUUUGGAGAACACCAUUUCUAACAGGCUUUCAACAGAGGACUGUCUCAUCCCACUCUUCAGUGAAGCUUUGCGUUCCUGUAAACAGCAUGACGUGAGGCCAUGGAUGCAGGCUUUAAGAUAUACCAUGUACCAGAAUCAGUUGUUGGAGAAGAUUAAAGAACAAACAGUCCCAAUUAGAAGCCACCUCAUGGAAUUAGGUCUAACAGCAGCUAAAUUUGCUAGAAAACGUGGGAAUGUGUCACUUGCAACCAGACUGCUGGCACAGUGCAGUGAAGUUCAGCUGGGAAAAACCACCACUGCACAGGACCUAGUCCAGCACUUUAAGAAACUGUCAACUCAGGGUCAAGUGGAUGAGAAAUGGGGACCAGAACUUGAUAUUGAAAAAACCAAACUGCUGUAUACAGCAGGCCAGUCAACACAUGCAAUGGAAAUGUUGAGCUCUUGUGCCAUUUCUUUUUGCAAGUCUGCAAAAGCUGAAUAUGCAGUUGCAAAGUCAAUUCUGACACUGGCUAAAUGGAUCCAGGCAGAAUGGAAAGAGAUUUCAGGACAGCUGAAACAGGUUUAUAGAGCUCAGCAGCAACAGAACUUCACAGGUCUUUCUACUUUAUCUAAAAAUAUACUCACUUUAAUAGAACUGCCAUCUGUUAAUACAAUGGAAGAAGAGUAUCCUCGGAUUGAGAGUGAAUCUACUGUACACAUUGGAGUUGGAGAACCUGACUUCAUUUUGGGACAGUUGUAUCACCUCUCUUCAGUACAGGCACCUGAAGUAGCCAAAUCUUGGGCAGCAUUGGCUAGUUGGGCUUAUAGGUGGGGCAGAAAGGUGGUUGACAAUGCCAGUCAGGGAGAAGGUGUUCGUCUGUUGCCUAGAGAAAAAUCUGAAGUUCAAAAUCUGCUUCCAGACACUAUAAGUGAAGAAGAGAAAGAGAGAAUAUAUGGUAUUCUUGGACAGGCUGAUGAAGAUAUAACACUUCAGAUAACAGAGAAUGAAGAUAAUGAAGAAGAUGACAUGGUUGAUGUUAUCUGGCGUCAGUUAAUAUCAAGCUGCCCGUGGCUUUCAGAACUUGAUGAAAGUGCAACUGAAGGAGUUAUUAAAGUAUGGAGGAAAGUUGUAGAUAGAAUCUUCAGCUUGUACAAACUGUCAUGCAGCGCAUAUUUUACUUUCCUUAAACUCAACGCAGGUCAAAUUCCUUUAGAUGAGGAUGACCCUAGGCUACAUUUAAGUCAUAGAGCAGAACAGAGCACCGAUGACAUGAUUGUGAUGGCUACCUUGCGACUGCUCAGAUUGCUUGUGAAACAUGCCGGUGAGCUUCGGCAGUAUCUGGAACAUGGUUUGGAAACAACACCUACAGCUCCAUGGAGAGGAAUUAUUCCACAGCUCUUCUCACGCUUAAACCACCCUGAAGUAUAUGUGCGCCAGAGUAUUUGUAACCUCCUCUGCCGUGUGGCUCAAGAUUCUCCGCAUCUCAUCCUGUAUCCUGCAAUAGUGGGUACCAUAUCACUUAGUAGUGAAUCCCAGGCUUCAGGAAAUAAAUUUUCCUCUGCAAUUCCAACUUUACUUGGCAAUAUUCAAGGCGAAGAAUUGCUGGUCUCUGAAUGUGAGGGAGGAAGUCCUACCGCUUCUCAGGAUAGCAAUAAGGAUGAACCUAAAAGUGGAUUAAAUGAAGACCAAGCCAUGAUGCAGGAUUGUUACAGCAAAAUUGUAGAUAAGUUGUCCUCUGCAAACCCAACUAUGGUAUUACAGGUUCAGAUGCUGGUGGCGGAGCUGCGCAGGGUCACUGUGCUCUGGGAUGAGCUGUGGCUGGGAGUUCUGCUACAGCAGCACAUGUAUGUUCUGAGACGGAUUCAGCAGCUUGAAGAUGAAGUGAAGAGAGUUCAGAACAACAACACCUUACGCAAAGAAGAGAAAAUUGCAAUCAUGCGGGAAAAACACACGGCGCUGAUGAAGCCCAUCGUGUUUGCUUUGGAACAUGUAAGGAGUAUCACAGCAGCCCCUGCAGAAACGCCUCACGAGAAGUGGUUUCAGGAUAAUUAUGGUGAUGCGAUUGAAAAUGCUCUAGAAAAACUGAAGACCCCAUCAAACCCUGCAAAGCCUGGAAGCAGUUGGAUUCCAUUUAAAGAGAUAAUGCUGAGUUUGCAACAGAGAGCACAGAAACGUGCAAGCUAUAUCUUGCGUCUUGAAGAAAUCAGUCCGUGGUUGGCUGCCAUGACCAACACUGAAAUUGCUCUUCCUGGGGAAGUCUCAGCCAGAGACACUGUCACAAUCCACAGUGUGGGUGGAACCAUCACAAUCUUACCGACUAAAACCAAGCCAAAGAAACUUCUCUUCCUAGGAUCAGAUGGGAAGAGCUAUCCUUACCUUUUCAAAGGACUGGAGGAUUUACAUCUGGAUGAGAGAAUAAUGCAGUUCCUAUCUAUUGUGAAUACCAUGUUUGCUACAAUUAAUCGCCAGGAAACACCCCGUUUCCAUGCUCGGCACUAUUCUGUGACACCACUAGGAACACGAUCAGGACUAAUCCAGUGGGUAGAUGGAGCCACACCCUUGUUUGGUCUUUACAAACGAUGGCAACAACGGGAAGCUGCCUUACAGGCACAGAAGGCGCAAGAUUCCUACCAGACUCCUCAGAAUCCUGGAAUUGUGCCCCGUCCUAGCGAGCUUUAUUAUAGUAAAAUUGGCCCUGCUUUGAAAACAGUUGGGCUUAGCCUGGAUGUGUCCCGCCGGGACUGGCCUCUUCAUGUAAUGAAGGCAGUGUUAGAAGAAUUGAUGGAGGCCACACCCCCAAAUCUCCUUGCUAAAGAGCUGUGGUCAUCUUGUACAACACCUGAUGAGUGGUGGAGAGUUACACAGUCUUAUGCCAGAUCUACUGCAGUCAUGUCUAUGGUUGGAUACAUAAUUGGCCUUGGAGAUAGACAUCUGGAUAAUGUUCUCAUAGAUAUGACGACCGGAGAAGUUGUUCACAUAGAUUACAAUGUUUGCUUUGAAAAAGGUAAAAGCCUUAGAGUUCCUGAGAAAGUACCUUUUCGAAUGACACAAAACAUUGAAACAGCAUUGGGUGUAACUGGAGUAGAAGGUGUUUUUAGGCUUUGCGGUGAGCAGGUUCUGCAUAUCAUGCGACGUGGCAGAGAGACUCUGUUGACAUUGCUGGAGGCCUUUGUGUAUGACCCCCUGGUGGACUGGACAGCUGGAGGCGAGGCAGGGUUUGCUGGUGCUGUCUAUGGUGGAGGUGGCCAGCAGGCUGAGAGCAAGCAGAGCAAGAGAGAAAUGGAGCGAGAGAUUACUCGUAGCCUCUUUUCUUCCAGAGUAGCUGAAAUUAAGGUGAACUGGUUUAAGAACAGGGAUGAGAUGCUGGUUGUGCUUCCCAAGCUGGAUACCAGCUUAGAUGAAUACUUGAGUUUGCAAGAGCAACUGACAGAUGUGGAAAAACUUCAAGGCAAACUGCUGGAGGAGAUAGAAUUUCUAGAAGGAGCAGAAGGAGUGGAUCAUCCUUCUCAUACUCUGCAACAUAGGUAUUCUGAACAUACUCAACUACAGACUCAGCAGAGAGCUGUUCAAGAAGCAAUCCAGGUGAAGCUGAAUGAAUUUGAACAGUGGAUAACACAUUACCAGGCUGCAUUCAAUAACUUAGAAGCAACACAGCUUGCAAGUUUGCUUCAGGAGAUAAGCACACAAAUGGACCUUGGUCCCCCAAGCUAUGUGCCAGCGACAGCCUUUCUGCAGAAUGCUGGCCAGGCCCACUUGAUUAGCCAGUGCGAGCAGCUGGAGGGGGAGGUUGGUGCUCUUCUGCAGCAGAGGCGCUCUGUGCUGCGUGGCUGCCUGGAGCAGCUGCAUCACUACGCAACUGUAGCUCUGCAGUAUCCAAAGGCCAUAUUUCAGAAACAUCGGAUUGAGCAGUGGAAGACCUGGAUGGAAGAGCUCAUUUGUAACACCACAGUAGAGCGCUGUCAGGAACUCUACAGGAAAUAUGAAAUGCAGUAUGCUCCCCAGCCACCACCAACAGUGUGUCAGUUCAUCACAGCCACUGAGAUGACUCUGCAGCGGUAUGCAGCUGACAUAAACAGCAGACUUAUUAGACAAGUGGAACGUUUGAAACAAGAAGCCGUCACUGUGCCAGUUUGUGAAGAUCAGUUGAAAGAAAUUGAACGUUGCAUUAAAGUUUUUCUUCAUGAGAAUGGAGAUGAAGGAUCUUUGAGUCUAGCAAGUGUCAUUAUUUCUGCCCUUUGUACUCUUACCAGGAGGAACCUAAUGAUGGAAGGUGCAGCUUCAAGUGCUGGGGAGCAGCUAGUUGAUCUGACUUCUCGAGAUGGAGCCUGGUUCUUGGAGGAGCUCUGCAGUAUGAGUGGAAAUGUCACCUGCUUGGUCCAGUUACUGAAGCAGUGCCACCUGGUACCACAGGACUUAGACAUUCCAAACCCUGUGGAGGCAUCAGAAGCAGUUCACUUAGCCAAUGGAGUCUACACCUCACUUCAAGAAUUGAAUUCGAAUUUCCGGCAAAUUAUCUUUCCUGAAGCACUUAGAUGUUUAAUGAAGGGGGAAUACACACUAGAAAGUAUGCUUCAGGAGCUGGACACUCUUAUCGAGCAGACAACUGAUGGUGUUCCCCUGCAGACUCUAGUUGAAUCUCUUCAAGCCUAUUUAAGGAAUGCAGCUAUGGGACUAGAAGAAGAAACACAUGCUCAUUACAUCGAUGUUGCCAGAAUAUUGCAUGCUCAGUAUGGUGAGUUAAUCCAACCAAGAAAUGGUUCAGUUGAUGAAACACCAAAAAUGUCAGCUGGUCAGAUGCUUUUGGUAGCAUUUGAUGGAAUGUUUGCCCAAGUUGAAACUGCUUUUGGCUUAUUAGUUGAAAAGUUAAAUAAAAUGGAAAUUCCUACAGCUUGGCGAAAGAUUGAUAUCAUAAGGGAAGCCAGGAGUACUCAAGUUAAUUUUUUUGAUGAUGAUAAUCAUCGGCAGGUGUUAGAAGAGAUUUUUUUUCUAAAAAGACUACAGACAAUUAAAGAAUUCUUCAGGCUCUGUGGUACCUUUUCUAAAACAUUGUCAGGAUCAAGUUCACUUGAAGAUCAGAAUACUGUGAAUGGGCCAGUGCAGAUUGUCAAUGUGAAAACCCUUUUUAGAAACUCUUGUUUCAGUGAAGACCAGAUGGCCAAACCUAUCAAGGCAUUCACAGCCGACUUCGUGAGGCAGCUCUUGAUAGGACUGCCAAACCAAGCCCUUGGACUCACGCUGUGCAGUUUUAUCAGUGCUCUAGGUGUAGACAUCAUUGCACAAGUAGAGGCUAAGGACUUUGGCGCUGAAAGCAAAGUUUCCGUGGAUGAUUUGUGUAAGAAAGCAGUGGAGCACAACAUCCAGAUUGGGAAGUUCUCUCAGUUAGUCAUGAACAGGGCAACUGUGUUAGCAAGUUCUUACGACACCGCCUGGAAGAAGCAUGACUUGGUGCGCAGGCUGGAAACCAGUAUUUCUUCUUGUAAGACAAGCCUGCAGCGGGUUCAGCUGCAUAUUGCCAUGUUUCAGUGGCAGCAUGAAGAUCUGCUUAUCAAUAGACCACAAGCCAUGUCUGUCACGCCUCCACCUCGGUCUGCUAUCCUGACGAGCAUGAAAAAGAAACUGCACACUCUGAGCCAAAUUGAAACUUCAAUUGCAACAGUUCAGGAGAAGCUAGCAGCACUUGAAGCAAGUAUUGAGCAGCGACUCAAGUGGGCAGGUGGCGCCAACCCUGCACUGGCACCUGUGCUACAGGAUUUUGAAGCAACAAUAGCUGAAAGAAGAAAUCUUGUGCUUAAAGAGAGCCAAAGAGCAAGUCAGGUCACUUUUCUCUGCAGCAAUAUCAUUCAUUUUGAAAGUUUACGAACAAGAACUGCAGAAGCCUUAAACCUGGAUACUGCAUUGUUUGAACUUAUCAAACGGUGUCAGCAAAUGUGUUCAUUUGCAUCACAGUUUAAUAGUUCAGUUUCGGAGUUAGAGCUUCGUUUAUUACAGAGAGUGGACACCAGUCUUGAGCAUCCUAUUGGCAGCUCUGAAUGGCUUCUGUCAGCACACAAACAAUUGACCCAGGAUAUGUCUACUCAGAGGACAAUUCAGACAGAGAAAGAACAACAGAUAGAAACAGUCUGUGAAACAAUUCAGAAUCUGGUUGAUAAUAUAAAGACUGUGCUCACUGGCCAUAACCGACAGCUUGGAGAUGUCAAACAUCUCCUGAAGGCAAUGGCUAAGGAUGAAGAAGCUGCCUUGGCAGAUGGUGAAGAUGUUCCCUAUGAGAACAGUGUUAGGCAGUUCUUGGGUGAAUAUAAAUCAUGGCAAGACAACAUUCAGACGGUUCUGUUUACAUUAGUCCAGGCUAUGGGUCAGGUUCGAAGUCAGGAACAUGUUGAAAUGCUCCAAGAAAUCACUCCCACCUUGAAAGAACUAAAAUCACAAACUCAGAGUAUCUAUAAUAAUUUGGUGAGUUUUGCAUCACCCUUAGUCACCGAUGCAACAAAUGAAUGUUCAAGUCCAACGUCAUCUGCUCCUUAUCAGCCAUCCUUUGCUGCAGCAGUCCGGAGUAACACUGGCCAGAAGACUCAGCCUGAUGUCAUGUCACAGAAUGCUAAAAAGCUGAUUCAGAAAAACCUUGCUACAUCAGCAGAUACUCCACCAAGCGCUGUUCCGGGAACUGGCAAGAGUGUUGCUUGUAGUCCUAAAAAGGCGGUCAGAGACCCUAAAACUGGGAAAGCUGUGCAGGAGAGAAAUUCAUAUGCAGUGAGUGUGUGGAAGAGGGUGAAAGCUAAGCUAGAGGGCCGAGAUGUGGAUCCCAAUAGGAGAAUGUCAGUUGCUGAACAGGUUGACUAUGUCAUUAAGGAAGCAACUAAUCUAGAUAACUUGGCUCAGCUGUAUGAAGGUUGGACAGCCUGGGUGUGACUGGCAAGAAAGUAGAUGAGUCUGGUUAAGCGAGGUCAGACAUCCACCAGAAUCAACUCAGCCUCAGGCAUCCAAAGCCACACCACAGUCGGUGGUGAUGCAACUGGGGGCUUACCCUGAGGAAACCUAGGAAAUCUCGGUGCGCUAGGAAGUGAAUCCUGCAGGACAGCUGCACUCAGGGAAACGCCCAACACCAUGGCCUGCAACCCCAGGGUCAAGGGUGAAAGAAAGAAAGCUCACCGCCUGAACACGGAGAUUGUCUUUCUGCCUCAGAACAGCUGCAAACGUGUCAGGAGGUUAGCUGCAGAAAGAAAUCGGGAUGCCGCGGAGCACAGAGUGACUUGGAACUCCAUUCCACCUGACCCUGUGUACAAUCCAGGAAAAAACCCCGCUCAGAAACAGAGAAGACUGGGGCCGCGAAGAAAUCACAGCCAAGGAAGAUUUGAUGUGUUCAGAUUCCCGUGUAACACUUGUUGCUUGGCAACAGUACUGGUUAGGUUGACCAGUAAGUGCACAAAGGCUAUGCGAUAUGAAUUUCAGAAAUGGACUGAAAAUGGAGAGCUGUGUAACAGAUACACUACGUUGGAAGAACUUCUGAAAUGAAGGGAAAAAACACCCCCUCCCUCGUUCCCCUCCUCCUCACCAUUUGCCCAUUCUCCUUUACCUAAUCUAGUAGAUUAGCCAUCUUUCAAAUUCACUUUUAUUUCAAUCCUUGUAUUUCAUACACCUCCAUCUCAGUGCUGUUAACAACUUAGAUUUGGAGUGAUAAAACAGAAAUUUCUCCAAAACCACUGGUAAUGUGGAAAAUUCAAGGAUUGUUUAAGGGUCUGAUGAUCACACACAAAAUGUAAUUCUGGUUAUUGAAGUCAUUUCUGUGAUUCUAUCAUGUGCAGUUUCCAGAAUUGUCACUGCAUUCAAAAGUAAUAAAUCUAACAGACAUUUGAUUUAAUGUACACUGCCCUUUGCUUAGAGUGUGCAUUCUUGGAGGUCAUUCAAAUUUUCCCUCUCUGUGAUUGCUGUAGUUUCUUUCAUAGAAAGUAGCUAAUCCAAUGUAAUCUUUUACCUUUUUAAAAACCAGGAUAGAGUACCUAUUAGAGUUUUACAUUGUUGAUGACAGAUUAACAAUAAAGUGAUGUUUUUGGUGGA
Messenger RNA from Tupaia belangeri chinensis (Chinese tree shrew), 12092 nucleotides. RefSeq names its product SMG1 nonsense mediated mRNA decay associated PI3K related kinase (gene SMG1). Gene Ontology annotation, cellular component: nucleus. Gene Ontology annotation, molecular function: protein serine/threonine kinase activity; protein binding. The record is from RefSeq and is a predicted model, not a curated record. NCBI's taxonomy places the organism in Eukaryota, Metazoa, Chordata, Mammalia, Scandentia, Tupaiidae. Gene Ontology annotation, biological process: phosphorylation; nuclear-transcribed mRNA catabolic process, nonsense-mediated decay.